Molecule: messenger RNA, 536 nt
Organism: Danio rerio (zebrafish)
Lineage: Eukaryota; Metazoa; Chordata; Actinopteri; Cypriniformes; Danionidae
Gene: pmchl
Product: pro-melanin-concentrating hormone, like
Biological process (GO): chemical synaptic transmission; signal transduction
Cellular component (GO): synapse
Molecular function (GO): melanin-concentrating hormone activity
Source: RefSeq, marked provisional
AGCAGCCAAACCGCUAAAGCAAACGCUCAAGAUCAAGAAUGAAGCUUUCUGCUGGGACCGUCCUCAUCACCGUUGCACUUUUGUCUGAGUGCUACUUUAAAACAGCUGCUAUUCCGAUGACCAAAUCUGAGGAAAUCGAGCCAGAUCUGCAAAGCUUUAGCGAGUCCUUGGAAGAGAACUCUCUGAGAUCUACACCAGGUGGCUCCAGGAUCAUCGUGGUGGCUGACUCCAAUCUCCUGAGGACCCUGACAUCUCUGAACAGAGGAGUCCCUCAUCUCAACGCACCUGAAAGCCUUCUCAGCACAGAGCGCAGAGAAGUUGGUUCAGACCUGAGUCCGAAUUUCGCCAUCAUCAGAAGGGACACCAUGAGGUGCAUGGUGGGAAGAGUGUAUCGGCCAUGCUGGGAGGUGUAGGACUUCUGGGAAGACAUGGAAGCGGUUGACGAUUCUUUGUUUCUUAUCCAGUGUUACUCAGACAAAAUAUACAACUUGAUGCUGUUUAUCUGAAUUCUAUCUUGCAAUUAAAUGUUGAAAACA